This is a messenger RNA of Heterostelium album PN500, 1197 nucleotides long. RefSeq names its product acylglycerol kinase family protein (gene sgkD). Gene Ontology annotation, biological process: protein insertion into mitochondrial inner membrane. The transcript is spliced from 5 exons. The record is from RefSeq and is a predicted model, not a curated record. Gene Ontology annotation, molecular function: kinase activity. Lineage: Eukaryota; Evosea; Eumycetozoa; Acytosteliales; Acytosteliaceae. The coding region runs from base 1 to 1197 and encodes 398 amino acids. Gene Ontology annotation, cellular component: TIM22 mitochondrial import inner membrane insertion complex.
AUGAUAAAUAAUAAUCACAAUAACAGUAACAGUAACAGUAACGAUAAUAACAAUAAUAACAAUAAUAACGAUAAUAAUAAUAAUAAUAGUAAAAUAGAAAUACAUAAUGGAGGUAUUAAUAGUGUUAGACAUUUAUUUGAAAAUAGAGGAUAUCAUUUACACGUCACAGAGACCAGAUAUAAAAACGAUGCUUACCGAAUCUCAUCACAGUUAUCACAAAAAGACUGUGAUGGCAUAGUGUGUGUUGGUGGUGAUGGCCUGCUUCAUGAAGUUAUAAAUGGUUUGCUCAGUAGAUCAGACUCCUCAAUCGCCAGACAUAUCCCCAUCGGUGUAAUACCAGCUGGAACCAAAAACCUACUUGCAGUAUCACUCGGUAUCACAUCUCUUGAGCAAGCAGUCGAAAUCAUCUUGCGUAACUCAAUACACUAUGUAGAUGUUUUAUCGAUCAGCUCUGUAAAGCAACACUUUCUAUACCCAACCAAAGACAGCUAUACAAAUGAGCACAACAACGACUACAUGGUGGAAAACAAUGAAGCAGAAUCAAACAAUGUGUCUCAUGAUGCAAGUGGUCGAAAUCCAAUGUUCAACAACACACAAUUCUCAAAGAACAGCGACAUCGCAUACAAUAACGAAUUCAAUUAUCCACAAAAGAGUACAGGAGAAUAUCAAGUGGUCGAAAAUUGGAAUUGUGUACAAGGAUCAACAGAGGAUCACCCUGAUGGUAUGACUUUUCUCAUUGCUGGGAAAUGCUCACAUCUUUCAAAGGAUUUCAAGAUUUUCCCAUAUUCUCAUAUCUCAGAUGGAUACAUCGACCUGUUAAUUUCCACACAAAGCGACAAAAAGAAACUGUUACCUUGGAUUUUCACCCCAACGAACAAGGCAGGAUUAGAAAUUAAUUACAAUCUGGCUGAUAGCACUAGAGAUAAUUGGUUAAUAGAUGUAAAUCAAUGCAUUCAAUACUACAAAACCAAAGAGUUAAUUUUUAAAAUUGGUAACUUUGAGAUACCCCUAUCAAUAGAUGGGGAGCUCACUGAUAUUAGAGAAACAUUUGGAUUCGGUUGUGAUACACUCAAAAUAGAAACACAUAAAAAUUGGUGUGCAAUAUUUAUUUUUGUAAACCAUCCUGGCAUGUCAGGAAGUUUUGACAUUUACUCUCCUACUCAUACUCAUAUUUAUGGCAAUAGAUAUGAAAGAUAA